Messenger RNA from Scatophagus argus, 5370 nucleotides. RefSeq names its product zinc finger, CCHC domain containing 24 (gene zcchc24). The record is from RefSeq and is a predicted model, not a curated record. The transcript has 4 exons. Lineage: Eukaryota; Metazoa; Chordata; Actinopteri; Scatophagidae. The coding region runs from base 273 to 992 and encodes 239 amino acids. Gene Ontology annotation, molecular function: nucleic acid binding; zinc ion binding.
CUCUCUCUGCCCCGCUGCAAUAAAGGCAGAUAGCGGACCAUGGGGAGCAGGGGAAAACUUUUUAUACUGACAUGUUAGCGCAAUGACUUUUGAGUAACAUCUAACUGGGACGAGGCUCCCGGCGUGAGGAGGACAGGGUCCUUUACGGGAAGAAAAAAAGGAGCACUUUGCCAUCUGCUUGGGUACGGGAACGAAAAGCAAGACGGCCAAAGAGUUGAGACCAGUCCAAGAUUCAGCGGUGGAAAAUCCAGUUAAGCCAUUUGAAUUGAAAGAUGAGCUUGUUGUCUGCCAUAGACACGAGUGCCUCCGUGUACCAGCCUGCGCAACUUCUCAACUGGGUCUAUCUCUCUUUACAAGACCCCCAUCAGACCAGCGCUUUUGACGCGUUCAGACCCGAAACCAACUCUUCCCACCCGGAUCUCAAUUUCAGCAAGACUCCCGCAGCGGCGGACUUGAGCUCUUCCCUGAACUCCAACUAUCUCAACAACUUCUUUCAGCUGCAGCGGAAUGAGGCCUUAAACAACAACGUGUACAAGAAUGUGUCACCCUAUGGCUCCCUGAACAACAUAGUGGAUGGACUCAACUCCCUGACGGACCAUUUCUCAGAUCUUUCCCUUUCUUCAGAGCCAAGAAAACCCAACAAAAGACCCCCACCCAACUACCUGUGCCACCUGUGUUUCAACAAGGGCCAUUACAUCAAAGACUGCCCUCAGGCCAGACCCAAAGGGGAAGGGCUGACACCCUACCAAGGGAAGAAGAGAUGCUUUGGAGAGUACAAGUGCCCCAAGUGUAAGAGGAAGUGGAUGAGUGGCAACUCCUGGGCCAACAUGGGACAAGAAUGUAUCAAAUGCCACAUCAAUGUCUAUCCACACAAACAGCGGCCUUUAGAGAAGCCAGAUGGCCUGGAUGUUUCUGACCAGAGUAAGGAGCACCCACAACAUUUGUGUGAGAAAUGUAAAGUCCUGGGCUACUACUGCCGCCGUGUGCAAUAAUAAUCUUCAUUCAGUCAGAGAGCAAGUCCUAUUGUGUCCCAAGUCCUAUUGCUCAUCCUCCAUUAAGGCUGUUAUCACCACCCCACCCUGUUUCCCACGUCCCUGCCCUGCACACGACAUGGCGUCCUUUCCUCCUCAUGUCCUCCCCUCCUUCUUUCAGAAGCCUCAAGUACAGACGGUAGCUCUAACCCCUUUCUCCCUUCUUUCUGUCCCUCUCACCAACCACCUGUGGAAUACAGAUUUUAGCCUUUACACUUCUUCUUUAGAGACAGUAUUCAAGAGUACAUCCUGAAAUGAGAGGAACGUGGUAUCUUAGGAUCAGUAUCUCUCUCUCUCGAAAUUAUCUUCAUCAAAGGAAAAAGACUUGCCAAAAUCAAUGACUUUUUUUAAAUUUUUUUUUUUUUUUUUACACCUCAUGCAUCAGAAACCACAUAACCCCACCAAUGUUUAACAACAGCCAAUCAUUGUAUUGAUGAAUUAGCAACAGGCAUGUUUUUCAUUGGUGUCACUGACAGUAUUGGUCUCACUAGAUUACCUCGCCUUGGGGUUCGUCGGCUUUGUGUUUACAGAGAUCUGCCUUCCAUUUUCCUGCCAAGUGAAGUGUGUGGUAAUGUGAUGAACGUUUAACUUGGGCCUCUCAUGAUGAUAUAAUGUAUAUGAGGCCUCUGAUGUCUUGCCGUAUUAGGGUCAGCAGCACAUCUUAUUAACUGUGAAUUAACUGAGGGACAAUGUGCCAUACAUCCCUAGCUUACAUUUGGCCUAUUUAUUUUCUUGUCAUCUUGUGUGCAAUUUGAGUUUUAACUGGGACAUAAAGAGAUGUUUUUUGUAUGUUUGUACAUCACAUUAUUGUGUUACUGCUUCCAUGUGUCUUUAGAAACUACUGUAGGUUCAGUUGCGUAGAUUCGCUCCUUGUUUAAACUUAGCAUGUUGCUAACAGAUAAGGUUUCAUUUACCCCCCUAGUAUUUUUGUUGCCACACAAAUUCUCACUUUUCUUUAUAUGUUAGACAAGUUGCAUUUAUGUCAAUUGCUUGACAUAAACACAACUCAGAAGGAGCUGUAGGAAAACAAUAUUUUCAGUAAAAAUGAUUUUGCCUUUCGUACAAUUUCUUUAAAGUGUCUAUUCAGUUUUCAGAGCAAUGAAAAAAAAAAACUGACUGCUUGCCACAAUUUGCCAUUCACAUGUACAGCCUGAUUAGAUUGAUUUUAAAUACAAUUUAGUAAAUACAAAAGGUAAAUGUCUGCUUGAAGGAGAUUCAGAAAAAUGUCGGAGUUCUUAUUUAGCACCAGUUGAUUUCUUGCAGCCACUAUGGAGCUAAAUGGAAACUUUUCCAGCAGCUUGCACCUUUCAAAACUAUGUCCAAGAGCAAAUUGCAGUGUGAAGAGUGUCUAGAGGGAGUUGAAGCUUUGGAGAACUACAAUGAUUUUCAGGUUGGCUGACAGAAACAAUAGGAUUUAACAUGGAAGGGUUGAUUUGUGAUUCAGGCGAUGCUGAAGAUGCAAGGAUAUAUGGAAAGUGAUGAUUAAAUUAUGUUUACACUUAUUGUCAUUUUUAUGAACAUAAGUGCCUACUAUUACAGACCAAUGUCUUUAAAGAAAGAAAAAAACACAUCCUGUUUACAGAUGUCAUCGUGCAGACCUAAAGCACUACAGAGGAAAUUAAUGCAGUUUUGACGAAACCUGCCUUUCAAGGAACCUUGAUAUAGGAAUUGUGAACUAUUUUACAUGUACUGUAUUUCUAGCCAUAUAAAAGCUGGUUGACUAUAUUUUAUACUGUAAAAUACUGUAUGUGCCUUAAAAAGAUUUUAAUCAUUCUGAAGUAUCAGGACUUGGAAGCAAUUUGAAAUUGGGAAAAGAUGGAGAUGGACUCAAAGAUGGAGCAGCAUACGUGCAUGUGUUAGCUGUAAUGCAUAGGAAGUUAAAUGCAGGUUCAAGAUGUGACAAAGGACAAGAAAACGAUACAGUUCCUCUAUUGGCAGUUUGAACUGGCAUUGUGGGUGUUCACGCAGUUUGCUGGGUUGGAGACACGGGCUGAAACAGCAUUUCCAGCUGGCAAUAACAAUCCUACUGUGGUCUGUUGUCAAGGAGUAUCAACAAAGAUGUUAUUUCUUAGUCAGUCACAACAGAACAGAGUCGCACAUGAAACUGUGGACCUCACUUUGUUUUUUUUAUCUAUUGUAGUUGUGUUUAUCCAAGGAACUGUGGGUUUGUCAAAAAAUAUACAUGGUUACUUGCCUUAGUGGGAGAGUUUUCAGUGGCUGAUAAUGGUACCUUACAGUUUUGAGAAAUUUUGUCAAAUUCUGUCUGUGGCGUUAAAGGGGCACUCCAUUGAUUUAGUAUUGCAAUCCCCACAAAGUUGGGAGGCUUGCAAGAGACACUAAACAACAGAGGCUGAGCUCUUCUGACUUUUAGCUUCUGGUAAAAAAAAAAAACAAAAAACAAAAACAAAAAUGCUAGAUCCUGCAUUUCCCAUAAUGCAACUCCACAGCAUCUGACAUCAUCAGGGUUAUGUUUUUCCUCAUAUCUGACAAAGCUCCUGCAGAGCUACAGAAGACAUUAUACAGCUGUGUUCACAGUCUGAGUAGCACUCCCUGUACUGAGUAAAUUCAGUUUCAACUGUUUGUAAAAGUUUUGGAGUGCCCCUUUAAAAGAAGGAACUCACAGUUGUCUGUAUAUUCUCGCAAGUUAAACUAAAUGCAAGAUUCUCCUUUCAGCCCACCACUGUUGGUAACAAUACAUUUUUAUUACUGUUACCAUAGUUCUUCUUUUGCUCUCUGUGACAACACUAACCGUAUUGUCCACGUCAUACUAUGUGGCAGUAGUGAGAGGAAUAGAUGCAAAUGAUGCCUUGUGAACUAACCUCAUAAACAGGUAACAUUAUUGUGAUUCAUAGAGUUCUGGCAGAGUAGACAUGAGAAAUCCUUUUCAAGAAUUUGAUUCCACCCAGAUACAUGUUAUGAGGAGGCCAUUUUAAAUGGCAAAUCAAGAGCCAAUGGAAGCAAUUGAUAGAAUACUUUUGCGGAAAAAAAAAAGAAAAAAAUUCUGCUUUCAGACGUAAUGUCUUGAACUACAUAUACUUGACUUUUCUAGUACCUUUUCAGUUCAUUUUUUUUCUAUGAAUGAGAUGUGUAUUUUGGAACACUUAAUAGAUGUUGAAAAUUAUAAAGCAAUCUGCAAAAGUCAAGAGUUAUUUCCCUGACAAAGAUAAGACUGUUUUAUGUAUAUAUUUGAUGGCCAUCAUUUUUUCUUUUAAAGUGUUAUGCAUUAUUGAAGCUUUUUGUGUUCGAAGAAGGGCCUAUUGCUGAGAAUUAAACAAAGCUGGGAGUUUUUGUUUUUCUUUUAUGUUUUACAAUAAUCUGAGGAGUUAUCCUGCAGAAAUAUUUAUGGAAAAAAUUUUUUACAACACUUUUUGUAUAGAAUAUGCAAGAUACACUAAGAAGGAAAUAUUGAUGUCUACAUAGAAUAUUAUUAAAAAAGCUGGUACAUAAUUAAUACCCUUUCUCAAGUACAAGCCAUUGUGUUUUUGUGUUUUGUUUUAUGAUGUUAUCAAUAUUGAAUAACCCACAAUGUUAUUCAGUUGCUAUAUGUAACUAAUUUUGAGCUGCCAUUUACAUCCAUACAGUAGCAUGUAUUAAUUUUGUAAACAAUAUUAUGAAGAUAUAUUAUGUUAACAUGCAGAAAUCUUUUCUUUUUUUCUUAAUUAGUGACGGAUACUCACCACUGUAUAAGCACAUUAAACUGUGAGAUGUAGUUUGCUAUAAGCAGCAAUGACAAGAAACUAUUAUACAAUGUUACAGUGUUAUUAGUAGCUUAGGGAAUGUAUACUUUUGGUCAAGAAAGUGUGUGUGACAAAGAACUAUUUUAGAGUUUGCAUGUGCAUGUGUUUGGUUUUGAAUGAACUAUUAUGUUGUGCAAUGUAUUACUUAUUUAAAUACUUUACAGUAGUUUGCUACAGUACAUAUUUGUUUUGAACAUUAUCAGCAACUUCUGAUUGUUAUUAGUCCCUAAGUAAUUCAUUUACUGCUAGCAUAGCCUCUAUGAAUAAUACAUAUUUACUGAAUGUAAUGCGUUAACACUUUAUGUGGUCAAUUUGGAAAGUUGUGUUUGUAUUCUUUACUGUCUGUAUCACUUGACCUGUUCAUAAUGCAAUAUUGCAAUAACAUUUGAAUUGGACAGAACACAGGCGUGAGGUGGGGGGCGGGGGGGGGACAAUGAUCUUGGGAAACAAGAACCGUCAUGGUUUUGAGAGUCAACCACAGGUCUGUUUUUCAUGUCCAUGAAACGGCAUUCCAAAAUGUGCCUUAUUUGUUAGUUGGGAAAACAUUGUAGUGCUUUAUUGCUGUCGAGAGUUUGAUGAAUAAAAGUCAUAUUGGAUUAAAA